CUGUGGGGGGAGCUUCACAUGGGGCAGCGUAACCCGACCCAUCUGCACCAUGCAGCGGGCUCCACCAGAAGCGAUAUGGGAAGAUGCGGCGUUAGUCAGUCGACAGCGAGACCGCGCCCGUGAUGUGACGCCACCACUGAUCACGUCUACCGUCAACGACAACCCACACCCCAGAGCACUUCCCGUCCCCUCACCGAGACCAAGGGCACAUUGAAAGGUAAGUUUACAUCAAGCACAAUGACAGACCCAGCAGAUACGUCCGCUGCCCUUCAAGAAGCCGACCGACUUUACAAAGAGAACCAGUUUCCAGAUGCACUGGAGAAAUACACCACACUCCUUGAGAAGAACCAGGAGGACAUUGAACUGCUGCUCAGACGGUCCCGAUGCUACUACGGUCUCAAAGAAUUCAACCUGGCUUUUAAUGAUGCCAAAGCUGCCCACAACAUUGAUGCUACCCAUAUUGAUGCCUGUAUUUGUUGUGGAAGGGCUGCAACGAGGACCAAGUCUUUUGAGAAAGCAUUCAGAUACUACAAAGAUGCCUUGAAGGUGGAUCCUAAGCACCCGGUAGUGACUGAGGAUCUGAAGAAACUUCAAGGCGCCAUCAUGGCGGAACAUGAGAAGGAGGUAGUGGAGGAGCCUACCUACAGUGCAGUGAAGUUCUGUACCCAGGAUCCCUACCCCGGAGAUAAGGAGCUCUAUCAGAUGGAACAGGAGAUCCUAAACAAGAAGCACAAGAUUUCCAAUAACCAGGAGAUCGCACCGCCGGUACCAAACACCAAGCCGGAGGACGCAGCCAAGCAUGCUGCUAUGGCGAUACGGUACCGGGCAGGAGGCAAUACGGGUGAUGCUCUUCAGGAGUGUUACAGGUCUGUGGCUAUUGACCCCUACAAUGUGCUAUAUCGGCAGCUGAGGGCAGAGGUUCUCCUGGACAGGUCCCAGCGAGAAGACUCCCUUCGAGAUCUCUUCGCGAUCCCACCACCAAGUCGGUCUGUUGAGGUCUGGAAACAGGGAGGCCAAAUCUUACUCCAGAUGGGGCUGCCAGUGUCUUCGGAGUUCUGGUUUCGGAAGGCAACCAAGAUUAGUGACAACAAGGAUGAAGAGUCUGCCAUCUUAUUCCAGAAAGUGCGCACGGAGAGACUGUAUGGGCCCCUCACACAGAACGUUCCAGUGAAGGUCGACUUUGGUCAAUUUGGACGAUCUAUAUUUGCCACUGAGAACAUCGAAGAAGGGGCGGAAUGCUUGACAGACAAGCCAGUCGUCAUGGCUGAAAGUCUCAACAACAAUCUUGUCCCUGGUUGUCAUCAUUGUGCCAUGUCGCUCCUGUCUCCGGAAGACUAUUUUGGAGAAGCUCUGGACUUGUUCGAUGACUCAAUGAAAGAUCUUGUGAAGGAGCUGUGGCCAGAUACGACUCCUGUGCUGUGUAAGACAUGUGAGAGGGUGAAGUACUGUAGUGUCAAGUGUCACGAUGUGGCCUGGGCCAAGUACCACGAGGUGAUAUGCCCCGGGAGGAACACUGCCGCCAAGCGGAUAUACGACCUGGCAGCCAGUAAGGGUGUUGAGGUCCUAGCAGAUGGAAGGACGGACGAUGUAUGGGUGGGGUCGUAUAGUCCUCUGGUCCUUGCCAGGAUCUGGGGAACCAUUGUGCAGGAUGCCAAGACCAUGAUGAGAUCGGAAGGUCUAACGCAACCAACAGCGGAACAUUGGGCAAAGGCAAAAGCCCCAUUUAGGAGGUUUAUAGCAUUCGGGUGUACAAAGGCCACAGACAAGAUGCCAGAAAUGAUCAAAGUGUUUCAGGAAAUCUUCCAGAACUGUGGCGAUGGCAUCAGCUAUGAAAUCACGGAAGCGGAAUUCAACGGCCGCUACUAUCAGGCAACGUGUAACCUUCAGAUCUUCACCUCCUACAUAACACCCUACCAGCACUUCCUAACAAACGUGGCAAACAAGGGCGACCCACGCGGUUUGAAGAUGCUCAAAUACUUACAGAAAAAUCCUAAACCGUCAGCCUUCACUGGAAUGUUUGCCCUCCAUGCUUGUCUGAACCAUUCCUGCUACAACAACGUGGAGGUCCGGGACGGCCGCUGUGCAGAUGACAAACCUGGAGUUGCUGUGAUCGCUAAGCGAGAUGUGAAGAAAGGAGAGGAGGUCCUCACGACCUACAUCGACACCUCCAUGCCACGGAGGCUGCGGCGAGCAUGGCUGUACAAGUCCUUCAACUUUUGGUGUCACUGUCUGCGAUGCCAGUAUGAAGGCGACGACGCAACAUCGUGUACAACAUGUCGGGUGAAGGUUGAAGAGGGUAAGAAGUUCCCGUCUUGUGGAAAGUGUCAUCGUGCCUGGUAUUGCUCUGUGGCAUGUCAGAAGAAGGCUUGGAAGCAAGGCCAUAAGAUUAUCUGUCAGACGGACCACUCACAGAUGAGUUUAACUAGCUAACAAUGUUGUGGAGUUUCUAACAGAAAUUUGGCAGUGCAAUUGCGUUUUAUCGAUUCAUCUUUUUCCCCGUUUUCAUUCCGGCCUAAAUGGUUUUAUUCAGUAUGAGAGUAGAGACUUGACUAGCGUGGUUAUGGCUUGUUUGGUUGUGUAUAAAUUAAUGAACAAGUGCAAUUUUUUUACUGUGUGAUAUCUUUACGAGUUAAAAUCUUUAUCCAUUGUUUUACUUGGAAUUUUUAAAAUAAAACAAAUACGUUUCUCUA
Molecule: messenger RNA, 2690 nt
Organism: Haliotis rufescens (red abalone)
Lineage: Eukaryota; Metazoa; Mollusca; Gastropoda; Lepetellida; Haliotidae
Exons: 5
Coding region: 238-2430 (730 amino acids)
Molecular function (GO): protein binding
Source: RefSeq, a predicted model, not a curated record